GCCUUGGUUAUUUAUUCCCUUUAUUACAGGGACUAUUUCAGUGGUAUACACACAAGCAACUGAAUGCAGAAAAUUAGAAUUACUUCAAGAGCUAGACUCCGGAAAGAUACUGAACCAUGCUAUCGAUGAAGUGAACGUUAAAAAUGAUCAGAUGUGUCGUGCCAAGUGUUAUAUGAACCAUGACUGCGUGUCAUACAACCUUGGUCCUUCACCAACACCUGGAAUGAUGGUCUGUCAACUGAACGACGCUGAUCGUUACCAAUACCCAGAUGAUUACCAGGAAAGACCAGGAUACUCGUACAGAGGAACAGAGAACAAAUGUGCCGAGAAUCCCUGCACAACUGCAAACCAAACCUGCCAAACUGGGUUCAACACUGAAGGAUAUCGAUGCUUGUGUCCUAAAGGAAGCACUGGAGUAAAUUGUGAAAUAGAUAUCGACGAGUGUUCCAAUAAUGGUCAUAACUGCUCUCUCUACGCUGAAUGUACUAAUGAACCUGGUUCAUUCCAAUGUAGAUGCCUUCCUGGUUACCUUGGAGAUGGCGUAUCCUGCAUAGAAAUUGAUGAAUGUUCUUCGCCAAGCCUCAACAACUGUUCAGACUUUGCAAAUUGUACCAACACGCCUGGUUCAUUCCAAUGUACGUGUAAACCAGGAUUUGUAGGCGACGGGAUAAACUGUACAA
Molecule: messenger RNA, 680 nt
Organism: Actinia tenebrosa (Australian red waratah sea anemone)
Lineage: Eukaryota; Metazoa; Cnidaria; Anthozoa; Actiniaria; Actiniidae
Molecular function (GO): calcium ion binding
Source: RefSeq, a predicted model, not a curated record